Molecule: messenger RNA, 1438 nt
Organism: Naegleria gruberi
Lineage: Eukaryota; Heterolobosea; Eutetramitea; Acrasida; Naegleriidae
Product: nucleotidyl transferase
Exons: 2
Coding region: 1-1413 (470 amino acids)
Biological process (GO): biosynthetic process; cytoplasmic translational initiation
Cellular component (GO): guanyl-nucleotide exchange factor complex; eukaryotic translation initiation factor 2B complex
Molecular function (GO): translation initiation factor activity; guanyl-nucleotide exchange factor activity
Source: RefSeq, a predicted model, not a curated record
AUGAUGCAAACCGAAUUGCAAGCCGUAUUGUUGGCUGGAGGAGAUGGAUUGAGACUGUAUCCUCUCGCUUCAGACCACUCACCAAAGGCAACACUGCCGAUUGCUAAUCAUCCAAUGAUUCACUAUUCAUUGUCUUAUUUGGAGAGGAAUGGAUUGAAGGAUGUUAUUGUUGUUGUUAAAGCUGGACAACAAAAGAUUAUUGAACAAGCCAUCGAGGAAUAUCCAGGGAAAUUAAAAAUUGAUAUUAAAACUUUGGACAACAAGGAUUGCGAAAGUGCUGAAGCUUUACGACAAAUUCAUGAUUCUAUUUAUACAAAUUUUGUUGUGAUGAGUGUUGAUACAUUUACUGAUGUUCCUUUGGUUAAUGUUUAUGAUAUUCAUAGACAACAUAAUUCAUCACUUACUCUCCUUUUGAAGGAUGAAUCAAAUAUUAAUUCUAAAGAGGAUAAAUCCGAUUAUUUUGCAUUGACAAAUUAUAAGAGAGAAAUUGUUGGUGAACCAACAAAGAAGAGAAGAGAUUUAUUAUCAAAGAAGCCAUCACGUGUAAUUAUGAAUAGAAUUAUUGACUCGGAUGAUGCAGAUGAUGGUUCCGAAGAACAUUUAUCAAUUCCACGCUCAUUCUUGAAGAGAUGGUCAAACUUUUCAAUUUCCAAAUUCCUCAAAGAUUCACAUUUAUACAUCUUUUCAAAGUGGGUCAUUGAUUUAUUGGUUCAAAAACCUGAUAUUCACUCUAUCAAGUCUGAUUUGGUUCCAUUCUUGAUUGACUCACAAAAAGUUUCUUCCGAUAAGUUAGAUCCUGUCCUCUCCACUGUUGUUACGCCAUUCCCAUUAUCAGAAGCUUAUAGAAUGAGUACAUCUGAAUCUGAACUCAGUGAUGUGAUUCGAGUUUUUGCCCAUGUUGUUCCUCCACACGAAGAUAAACCAACUACCACCACCACAGCCGCAAAGACCCCAACAAGACAAGGAGUUUUUUGUAAGAGAUGUAACGAUGUUUCUUCUUAUUUACAUGUCAAUAGAGAGCUUGCAAGAAAGAAUAAUAUUGAUUUUUAUAGUGAAAUGGUUCAAAGUACACAUGUCACACCACCAGCUGAUCUUGUUUUGUUAGGACCUGAUUGUGUUAUUGGAGAAGGAUUAUCUGUCACUAAGAAGGUAUCCAAACCAACCAUCAAGAAGAGUAAUAUUGGAAAGAAUUGUAGUCUUGGAAGUGGAGUUUUAAUUGAUAAUUCAGUCAUUAUGGGUAACGUAAUUAUUGAAGAUAAGGUUCAUUUGAAGGAUUGUGUGAUUAGCUCUGGAUCUGUUAUUGAGGCUGGAACUAAAAUGGAGAGAUGUAGAGUCGCUCCAAACUUUACAGUCAAGAAGGAUGACGAAACCUAUACUGACCAAGAUAUUAUGGCCGAUGAAAUGGAAAUUUAAAAUAAAUUAUUUAGAUAAAUAUAUU